Messenger RNA from Setaria italica (foxtail millet), 2098 nucleotides. RefSeq names its product receptor-like protein kinase. The transcript has 2 exons. The coding region runs from base 301 to 1857 and encodes 518 amino acids. Lineage: Eukaryota; Viridiplantae; Streptophyta; Magnoliopsida; Poales; Poaceae. The record is from RefSeq and is a predicted model, not a curated record. Gene Ontology annotation, molecular function: protein binding.
GAACUCCUGGAGCCACCGAGCCAGGACGCGCUCCCGGUACGUGUGUGUGAACCGCUCGCAGGAGAGGUGGUUGUUCGUCGCAUCAUAGUGUGCCGCCGGUGCCGGUGUGCCCCCUCCCGCACUUGCGAUUACUGCAGCCUGCAACCGCCUUCCCUGUCCAAACGCGUUCCGUGCUUGCUCAGGAACGGCCACCCUCUGCGGCUCUGCCUGCUUGCUCCUCCUGCCUCCUUUGCAGUCCAGCGUACUCUCUCUCUCUCUCUCUCUCUCUCUCUCUCUCUCUCUCUCUCUCGUCCGCCAUGGAUGCCGCUACGGAUUAGCGUGCCACCCUCUCAAGCCGAGCCCCCAGGAGCUUCGUCCUCGAGCACCAAGUUACUCCGGGACAAAAUGAGGCUGGUUUUCUGGCCUUGGAUUUCGCUAUUCUUCACUUUUGUUGCAUCAACUUGGAGUUUGAGUUCAGAUGGCCAAGCUCUUCUUGCUCUGUCGAAAAAUCUCAUACUACCAAGUUCCGUAAGUUCUAGCUGGAGUGCUUCUGAUGCAACUCCAUGUACAUGGAAUGGAGUUAGUUGCAAUAAAAGGAACAGAGUGGUUUCCCUUGACCUGUCAUCAUCAGGAGUUUCAGGUUCACUAGGACCUGAAAUAUGUCGUCUGAAAUACCUGCAAAUUCUCAGUUUAUCUGGUAACAACAUAUCUGGUUCAAUCCCUCCGGAAUUGGGGAACUGCAGUAUGCUUGAACAAUUGGAUCUGUCCCAAAAUUUCUUUUCUGGCAAUAUACCAGCUUCAAUGGGAAACCUCAAGAGGGUGUCAUUUCUGUCACUGUACAGCAACUCGCUGAGUGGAACUAUACCAGAGGAGUUGUUCAAGAACCAGUUUCUGGAGCAAGUGUACCUCCAUUCCAAUCAGCUCAGUGGUUCGAUCCCCUUCUCGGUUGGUGAAAUGACAAGCCUUACGGACUUGUGGUUGCAUGAGAAUAUGUUGUCUGGAGUUUUGCCCGCUUCGAUUGGCAACUGCACCAAGUUGGAGGUCCUCUAUCUAUUUGAUAAUCGACUGAGUGGCGGUCUUCCAGAAACCUUGAGCAAGAUCAAAGGCCUCAGGAUAUUUGAUGCCACAACCAAUAGCUUCACAGGAGAGAUCACUUUCAGUUUCGAGAACUGCAAGUUGGAAAUAUUCACCUUGUCAUUCAAUAAUAUAAAGGGUGAAAUUCCAUCAUGGCUGGGGAGUUGCACGAGCUUGACACAACUUGGAUUUGUCAAUAAUAGCCUGUCUGGCAAAAUUCAAGCUUCUCUCGGCUUAUUGAGCAACCUCACGUAUCUUUUACUUUCUCAGAACUCCCUGUAUGGACCAAUCCCUCCUGAGAUCGGUAACUGUCAUUUGCUGGAGUGGCUAGAGUUGGAUGCAAACCAGCUGGAGGGCACUGUUCCUAAAGAAUUGGCACAUUUACGGAAAUUGUCAAAGCUCUUUUUGUACGAGAAUCGUCUCAUAGGAGACUUCCCUGAGAAUAUUUGGAGUAUCCCAACCCUUGAGAGCGUCCUUAUUGACAGUAACAGUUUCACGGGUAAGCUACCUUCAAUGGUAGCUGAGCUAAAGUUCCUCCGGAAUAUUACACUAUCUGAUAAUUUCUUCUCUGGGAUUGUACCACCGAAGCUGGGUGUUAAUAGUCGUUUGCUCCGGAUAAAUUUCAGAAAUAACAGUUUUGUCGGUGGAAUACCACCAAAUAUUUGUUCAGGAAAAGGAUUAAGAGUUUUAGACUUGGGGUUGAAUCAUCUCAAUGGUAGCAUCCCACGUGGUAUCAUUACAGAUUGUCCAAGACUGCAAAAGUUGGUUCUUAGAGAUAACAAUCUCAGCGGCUCAAUUAUGUAGUUAGGACGGAUUGGAAAUUCAUAUAUAUAUAAACGAUUUGCAAUCUUACUAUUACUAAUUAGAGGCUUCUUCUGAAGUCUCCUGGUUAAGCGACUUAGGAUAGGAAGUAAGCCUAGCUCAACUAGUUAGAAUGGGAGGUGUGGUCGUGCAUUGUAACUACCCAGAUUCGAGUCCUCUCUAGCAUGAAUUUGGGUGCCUAUUUCUUCUUCUUAAUGAAAAAUCAUCUAUCUCCUCCUAGGUU